CGAAAUACUCCCCUGGACAGGGAUUUGGUUGUCUCCAUAUUAUUUUUUAUCAGUAGCUGGCUUCUGCAUAACAGUGACACAAACAGAGAUCGGAUCAUUUUAUUGCACUUCGGGAUUCAGCGAUUACUUAAGAUGAAGUUAAGCAUUAACUGGAUUCAUGCCAAUCAAUUCCAUAGUCUCAUGAAAGUUUUUUUUUCUUUUUUUUUCUGGAGGUUUAUGGCUGAUAAGCGAUGGUAACUAGCUCACAAGUUAGCGAUUGCUCGACGGCGGAGAGAAGUUAAGCAUUAACGGGAUCUACGCUUACAAACUCUGUUUUUUCAGUACCUCUGGGAAUCUUUAAAGAAUCACAGCCAGUGAUUACCUCUAUUUGUUGCUCACAAGGAGCAUCACCUCUAUUCACACUGAUUGCUAGAGGUGAGAGAGGUGAAAAUAUGUCUGCUGCUCUUGACGAGUAUUGCGGGUCAACAUUUUGGAACGACUCGUUCCUGAAUCGCACGGAUCCGGACCUGCCGGUUUGUGUGGAGAGAACGGUGUUGGUAUGGAUACCGCUGGGAUUCCUGUGGCUUUGUGCUCCCUUACACAUAGCCAGACUCUUCAAGAAAAAAGCACCUCAAACUCCAUUCUCAGAACUCUACAUCUGCAAACAGGUUGUGGCAGGACUUUUGUUCCUGACAGCUGUUGCUGGACUUGCUGUCACACUUGCCGAAGAUUACGGACCGUCGAAAGACUCGUCGGCUGAAAAAAAUCCUACUGUGCUUUAUGUUAAUCCUGUGCUGUUUGGAGUCUCUUGGGUUUUGGUGAUGCUCAUGCAGGAAGCUGUUCGGUGCAAGGAGAGAGCCGUCGAUUCUUCGAGCCUUUUCCUGUUCUGGUUGCUGUUGGUCAUCUGCGACAUAUUUCCUUUCCAAACCAUUCUAAGAGACGCACUGAAGCAGGAGAACGUAGCAGAUCUCCCCAGGUUUUGUCUUUUCUACAUAGCUUAUUUACUUGAGCUGGUUGCUUUGGUUUUAUCAGCCAUCGCUGAUGUCUCACCUGAGGUUGAGGAGCUGACAAAAAAGAACCCUGAAGCUACUGCUACAUUUCUUAGCAGAAUCACUUUCAACUGGUUUAACUGGAUGGUCAUCAAUGGCUUCAAAAGGCCACUGGUGCAGGAGGACAUGUGGGAGUUGAACGAGAAGGACAGCACAGGUUACAUCAGCCAGAGGUUUGAGGAAAUCAUGAAAGAAGAGCUCAGGAAGGGUCGGCAAAGACUACAGAAGAAACAGAGCAAGAAGAAAGAAUCAACACUGAAGCUUGAUCGUGAGCAGAAUGACCUGGCCAAGGGAGUCAGUCAGGAUAUCCUAAUCAUGGAGGAGAGAGGAGAAAAGGCUGAAAAGAAAAAGAAAAAGAAGGAAAAAAAGGACAGUGUUUCAGAUUAUCCCGACUCUUGGUUGGUGCCCACCAUCAUGAAAACAUUUAAAUGGGUUCUUCUAGAGUCCGCUGUCUUCAAACUAUUACAAGACCUUUUAUCAUUUGUGAGUCCACAGCUGCUCAAGGUCAUGAUAACCUUCACUCAGGACAAAUCCAUUUACACAUGGUGGGGUUACAUUUAUGCCGUACUGCUCCUGAUUGUGGCAAUGCUCCAGUCCUUGUUCCUCCAACAGUAUUUUCAGCGCUGUUUUGCUCUGGGUAUGCAAGUACGCACAGCUAUCAUGGCUGUAGUGUAUAAGAAGGCACUGAUCAUGUCUAACAAAGCAAGGAAGGAGUCCACUGUAGGGGAAACGGUCAAUCUGAUGUCAGCCGAUGCUCAACGCUUCAACGACAUAACUAACUUUAUCCACCUUCUGUGGUCGUGUCCACUGCAGAUCUGUAUAUCCAUAGCUUUUCUGUGGAUUGAACUGGGGCCUUCUGUUCUCGCUGGUCUCUUAGUGAUGUUGCUUAUGGUUCCCAUUAAUGGGUUACUGGCCGCCAAAUCCAGGACUUUCCAGGUGGAAAACAUGAAGUAUAAAGACAAGCGUAUGAAAAUAAUGACUGAAAUCUUAAACGGCAUUAAGAUUCUUAAACUUUAUGCUUGGGAGCCCUCUUUCCAGGCUCAGGUACAGGAUGUAAGAGAGAAGGAGUUGAAAGUGAUGAGGAAGUUUGCUUACUUGUCAUCCAUCUCCACUUUCAUCUUCUCCUGUGCUCCAGCUCUGGUGUCGCUGGUGACCUUUGCUGUUUUUGUGUCUGUCGAUUCGGAUAACAUCUUAGAUGCACAAAAAGCUUUUACAUCUAUUUCUCUCUUCAACAUACUGCGUUUCCCUUUGGCUAUGCUCCCCAUGCUGAUUUCCUCCAUCGUACAGACGACUGUAUCCAAAAAAAGGCUGGAGAAGUUUCUAGGUGGAGACGAUUUGGACACCAUGGCAGUCCAGCACACUGACAGCAAGGACACAGCAGUAAGCAUCAACAACGGCACUUUUACUUGGGGGAUCGAUUCCAAACCAGUUCUGCAGAACGUGUCUCUGGAUAUUAAACCAGGCCGUCUUGUAGCUGUGGUGGGAGCAGUAGGUUCGGGGAAAUCCUCUCUGAUCUCAGCUCUGCUCGGGGAAAUGCACAACCUCUCCGGCUCAGUCCACAUCAAGUAUACACGAUGCAUCCGUGCCUCCAGGCGAACAGGAUCUGUAGCGUACGUGCCACAGCAAGCCUGGAUUCAGAACGCUACUCUGAAGGAUAACAUCUUGUUUGGCUCAGAUGUGGACGAGCAGAAGUUCCAGACUGUAGUGAAAGCCUGUGCGUUACAGACAGACCUGGAUUUACUUCCUGGUGGAGCUCUGACUGAAAUCGGCGAGAAAGGCAUCAAUCUGAGUGGAGGGCAGAAGCAGCGAGUGAGUCUGGCUCGAGCAGCCUACAGCUCUGCCGAUGUGUUCCUGUUGGACGACCCGCUCUCUGCUGUUGACGCUCACGUGGGGAAACAUCUGUUUGAGAAGGUGAUUGGACCCAAUGGCCUGCUUAAAAAUAAGACUCGUAUCCUGAUAACUCAUGGGAUCAGCUUCCUGCCACAUGUGGAUGAAAUAGUUGUCUUAGUGGAUGGCGUCGUGUCAGAAGUUGGGUCAUAUAACAGUUUACGUGCCAGCAAAGGUGCUUUCUCUGAGUUUCUGGACACAUAUGCUAAAGAGGAGAACAAGUCUAAUGCACAAAAAGACUCUGCUUCAGAUAUUGAGGAGGUUGACAUUAUUCCUGAGAGUCACGAUCCCCAGCCCGACAGUCCUGCUGAGGAUGUAGUGUCUGUCAUGUUGAAGAGAGAAAACAGCUUACGUCACAGCCAGCGCCAUUCAAUGCGCAAUGGCAGCAUAAAGGUAAGAAGGAACAGCUCAGCUCGGACUAAAAAAACAGUAGAGGAAUCCAAGAAAGGACAGCGGCUGAUUGAAAGGGAAACAAUGGAGACUGGACAGGUCAAGUUAUCUGUGUAUCUGCAAUACCUGAGAUCUCUUGGCUGGGGCUACGCCACCACAUUCAUUAUCGUUUACUUCAUCCAAAAUUUGGCCUUCAUAGGUCAGAACCUAUGGCUGAGCGACUGGACCAAUGAUGCUACUAAGUAUCCCAAUGGAAGCAGCUACCCUGCUCAUAUCAGAGAUAUGAGAAUUGGAGUAUUUGGAGCACUUGGGGUGGCACAGGGUUUUUUUGUGUUUCUCGGCACUUUGCUCCUGGCUGAUGGAGCAAUUCGUGCCUCCAGAAUUUUGCACAGUCGAUUACUGAACAACAUCCUCAGAGCACCAAUGCUGUUUUUCGACACCACACCGUCAGGAAGAGUGGUCAACCGCUUUGCCAAAGACGUACUUACUGUGGAUGAGAUGAUCCCCGUGUCUUUCCGUUCUUGGAUCCUCUGUCUGUUUGGUGUCCUUGGCACCUUAUUUGUCAUCUGUCUUGCCACUCCACUUUUCACAGCGGUCAUUGUGCCUCUUGCUGUGGUCUAUUACUUUGUGCAGAGGUUCUAUGUGGCCACUUCAAGGCAGCUGAGGCGAUUAGACUCUGUUUCCCGUUCUCCUAUCUACUCCCAUUUUGGAGAAACGGUAGCUGGCCUUUCCGUCAUUCGAGCUUACAGACAUCAGAAGCGCUUUCUGGAAUACAACAAAGUCACUAUUGAUAACAACCUCAAGAGCAUCUAUCCUUGGAUUGUUUCUAAUCGAUGGCUAGCUAUCCGGCUGGAAUCCCUGGGUAAUCUGGUGGUGUUUUUCUCAGCGUUGUUCGCAGUGAUAUCUCGAGAUUCCCUGGAUAGUGGGUUGGUCGGAUUAUCCAUCUCGUACGCCCUAAAUGUGACUCAGACACUGAACUGGCUUGUGAGAAUGACAUCAGAGCUGGAGACAAACAUCGUGGCCGUGGAAAGAGUCAGCGAAUACACGAAUAUUAAUAAUGAGGCUCCAUGGAUCACAGAUAAAUGUCCUCCAAAAGACUGGCCUACUUUAGGAAAGAUCCGAUUCGAGGACUACAAGGUCCGAUACCGACCUGAGCUGGAGCUUGUUCUUCAUGGCAUCACCUGCAACAUCGAAGACACUGAAAAGAUCGGCAUUGUUGGGCGUACAGGAGCGGGCAAGUCCAGCCUGACAAACUGUCUGUUCCGCAUCAUGGAGGCAGCUGAGGGACGUAUCGUAAUAGACGGAGUCGAUAUCUCCACCUUGGGCCUACACGCUCUCAGGAGCCGAUUAACCAUUAUUCCACAGGAUCCGGUGCUGUUCUCUGGGACUCUACGGAUGAAUCUGGACCCUUUCGAGGCAUUCAGUGAUGACGAUAUUUGGAAAGUGUUAGAAUUGUCUCACCUGAAGGAUUAUGUGGUGACUCUGCCAGCAGGGUUGCAGCAUGAAGUCGCAGAAGGAGGAGAAAAUCUCAGUGUGGGACAGAGGCAGCUGCUGUGUCUGGCUAGGGCUUUGCUACGGAAGUCAAAGAUCCUGAUCCUGGAUGAGGCCACGGCCGCCGUCGAUUUAGAGACAGACGAACUGAUCCAGAGCACCAUCACGCGAGAGUUCUCCCAGUGCACUGUGCUCACCAUCGCCCAUCGCAUCCACACCAUCCUCAACAGCACACGGGUGAUGGUUCUGGAUGCUGGGAAAAUAGUGGAGUUUGAUUCCCCGAGUGUACUAUUUGAGAAGAAGGGCCACUUUUAUGGUCUGGCUAAAGAAGCCGGGAUCUCAUCGAUGCAGUACUCAGUGCUGUGAACUUGAUAGCAGUGCCUGAAUUGGGCAGUAAACUGGACUCUGAAAUGAGAAGCUGCAGCUUUUAUCGUGUUCACUGACGCUUUGUGACUAUAAGUAAGGAAGAAGUGUAGCUAUUAGUCUCUUUCAAAAUAUGAACUUCCACUAAAAGGCCGCAAAAAGCUUUAACAACAUCUUUUCGGUUUCUGUACUGUAAUAUUAAUAUUAUGUAUUAAUAAUAUUUAAUACAGUCUGAUUUUAAUUGUGUCACAUUUUUUUAGCAAUAGGCAUCGUCACAGAGCAGCCUUACAGGAAACAGUGUGUGCAAACAAACAUGGAGAAUGUACAGUGGAGGGUCCGGGUUUACUUUCUAUGUUUGCCUCUUUGUGGAAGAUCUGUGCGUGUGUGUGUGUGUGUGUGUGUGAGUGUGUGUGUGUGUGUGUUAGGCUGUAUGUAUGCAAGUAAUGUUACUUGUUUGUGUGCAGUGUUGCAUGUUUAGAGUAUGUGAAAUUGUACAAGGUGUGUGCACUUGCAUGUAUAAACUGCAAAAAACA
Messenger RNA from Hemibagrus wyckioides, 5692 nucleotides. It is a transcript of the gene abcc2, whose product is annotated as ATP-binding cassette, sub-family C (CFTR/MRP), member 2. Gene Ontology annotation, biological process: transmembrane transport. The coding region runs from base 432 to 5162 and encodes 1576 amino acids. The transcript has 33 exons. NCBI's taxonomy places the organism in Eukaryota, Metazoa, Chordata, Actinopteri, Siluriformes, Bagridae. Gene Ontology annotation, cellular component: apical plasma membrane. The record is from RefSeq and is a predicted model, not a curated record. Gene Ontology annotation, molecular function: ATP binding; ATP hydrolysis activity; ABC-type transporter activity.